This is a messenger RNA of Symbiodinium natans, 6577 nucleotides long. NCBI's taxonomy places the organism in Eukaryota, Dinophyceae, Suessiales, Symbiodiniaceae. The record is from the annotation of a GenBank genome assembly.
GCAGAUGACCCAGAUCCAGAUGCCGGCAGAUGCACUGAGAUCCUUCGCAACUAGCAUCUCCGACGACAUUUCUUUUGCAGCUGACAUCCAGGCGGCUAUGAUUGAAUUGUCCUCCAGGGUGCAGUAUCGGACCGAAGUGCUUGCUACAGCUUUGGAGAAUGUUGGUCAGACAGUCAACGGCGUGCAGGAGGGCUAUGGAAACAUGGUCCGUGGUAUGGAGAAGCUUCAUGCCGACCUGCAGAGACAGCAAGAAGUCAUCCAAGGCUUGGUGGAUGCCAAAGCUAGAGGUGAUAUGGAAGUGCGCGCAACAAUGGAACAGAUGAGGAAUGAGGUGAAGCAGAGCUUGGAAAUGCAAGUCCAGGAUCACGCAAGUCACCAGCGGGAGUUGAAUGGAUUCCUGCAACGGGAGGCAGCCAUGAGUGCCAAGAUGGAAAUGCUUGAAGCACAGGUUGCCAAACUUCGGGACCUCAUGAAAGCCCAGGACAUCAGACUGAACUGCCAGGCGGAAGCCCUGCAGCAGACCGUAGCCGGGCAGACUGGGGCGUCGCGUUCAGCCACAGGUGAUAUGCUAGUGGAAGAACUUCGGGCUCGGGUGGACAGCUUGAGCAAUCAGACAAGUCAUGUGGCAGAGGCCGCAGAGACCUUGCUAGCCAGGGUGGCCAUGAUCGAAGAAGAUUCUUGGAAGGAGGCAGUUCAGGAGGAGUUGGGACAACUGAGGCAAGACAUGGACGUGUUGGUGGAAGGUGCUAACGACCGUGCUGCUCAUUUCCCUUUGACCCCGGACGCUUACUGCCAGGAAGCGAGUGGUCAGCCGCAGUUCGACGCCGACGAGGCCGAGAAUGAAUGGUGGGGUUGGCAGGGCAACAACAGGGAGAAGAUGGACAAUCACUAUGCGUGGCGUGAAGACCUUGGGUGCCAGAAUGCUUGGGGACUCACGCCGCCGCCGGGGCUGGUGUGUGAGGAAGUUGGCCAUCCUGGCCGGCAAACUCCUACGUUCCCGGGGCUGGUGCGCGGAGAAGAUGGCCAAUAUGGUCAGAAUGCGCCUACAGACUCGGGGAUGGUGCGCGGGGAAGAUGGCCAGCAUGGUCAUAGUGCGCCAGCAGGCGCGGGGCUGGUGCGCGGGGAAGAUGGACAGCAUGGUCAGAGUGCGCCUUCAGGCUCGGGGCUGGUGCGUGGAGAAGAAGGCCAUGUUGGUCCGGCUGCGCCAACGUCGCCGGGGCUGGUGCGUGGAGGACGUGAGACGAGCGAGAAAUCUAGACAAGAUGAUCGCAUGGAAACCGACAAGGAGCAGUGGAAGGUGCUGACGGACAUCCCAAACUUUGACUUCUCAGGCAAAACUCCGUGGGAGCUGGGAAUGUCUUAUACCACUUGGAAACGUCAACUGUGUACGGUUGCGGGAACAGCGUCUGGGAAGUUCCAAUCCUUUGUGGAAGCUUGUGUGGCCGAAGCAGAGAUGAGAUACCAGUGCAAAGCUCAGGACCGGGAGAUGCCCGCCCUGGGCUCCUACAGCCGUUACCCUUCGGGAUAUGCAGGACGACUUGUGGUGCAAUUGCUAAGAGUGCUCCCAGAGAGGAUCACUGCCCCAGCUAUGGAGAUGACAAGUUCAGCCAAUGAGAUCCACCCCGUGCAGAUCUUGGAGGAGUUAAGUGGCCAGGUGCAACCAGGAGGUUGCUCAGAGCAAACGAGCUUGACCAAGUUCAUACGCUCUCUUGAGCCGGCUGGUUCAGCAACCGAGGCGGUUCAGGUGCUACGCCGGUGGAAACUGGCUCGCUCCAGGAUCCAGAGCCUGGGGUUGCCGGAAGCGGCGCCAUUUGAGCUGCUCAAAGGUCUCCAAACCCUUAUUGCCAGGCUAGAAAAGAAGCAUGAUUCACUGAGGACAAGGAUGUCUCUUUGCAGAUUGGACACGUCGAUACAGCUGGGAAAGGCUCAGGGUGUCGAACUCAUGCUGGAGAAUAUCGAGAGAGAACUCCGAUUGUUGUCGGCGGACGAGUACUCGAAGAGCAACACCUCAGGCGAGCAUGAGAUCAGCUUGGCGAACAAAGGUAAAGGAAAGGGAUUCAAAGGCAAGGGCAAGGAUGGAACCAAAGGGGUCAAGGGCCAAGAGGACAAGAAGAAGAUACCGUGUCCGUUCCUACAGAAGGGCAGUUGUUCCUUCGGAGAUCGCUGUUACUACAAGCAUCCUGACGCAUCGCAUCAACCUCCGCCUACGAAUCCCAAGACAGAUGCUCAGAGGAAGAAAAUUCCGUGUCGGAACCACAAGAAGGGCACGUGCAAAUUUGGGGACAAGUGUCGAUAUCUUCAUGAGGAUGCAGCUACAGCCAAAGCAGCAGCCAAAGCCAGUGGAACCCUGAUGGGAGUGGAGAAGGGAGCAGCAGCAAAAGCCAAAGCUUCAGCCGCAGUUCCCAAGGCCUCGUCGGUGGUGUUGGCCAGUGUGUGCAAGAUGGCUCGCUCAGAUCUUCUAGAGGAUGAGAAUUCUCCAUCGAGCUCCGAUUCAGAGAUGACUCAUAUCAGCGAGGCUGCGUCAGAUGAAUCCACAGCAAGCUAUGCGCGACAGAGCCAGGAUGAGUUCUCAGAGGAGGAAUUUCUUGACACAGGUCCUCAGAGAAAUCCCUUGUGGAGGCUUCACAUGAGGCCGGACGAGUUCUUGGAGUGGCAGAGAGGACAGAUCAUGUCGGCGCCGAGGGAUUUCCAGAUGGUAACAGACGGCCUGGACGUAGCGGUGGGGGUAAUGGUCAACGUUGCUCACUUGGACCAAGGACUCCCAGCAUAUAACAUUCCAAUUGAUGAAGAACAAGAGAUAGUGUCGGUGCAUGACGUGUUGAUCAUGUGUGAGGACAAUGUUGCAAGGCCCGGAGUCAUUGCAUGGCUGUUAGAUCUUGGCCCCUCGCGAAAUGAACUUUUCUUGGCUGCGAUUGAGAGCCCUCGUCCUCCGAAAGUACGCCAAUCCAGAGCGACAGGAUCCCAGGAUCCGUUGCCCGCAGAACACAUGAGGCCCCAAUCCGGGGAUCCUUAUUCCGAGGACCUUUUGAGAAUGAGCAUAGUGGACAUCUUGGAGCAGGUAGACUUCAAGGAGGGAGCCGCAUACUUUGAUUCUCUGGGUGUUGAGAUUGUUCACGAUUUGGUGUACUUGGAGGUGGAACAUUUCCAUGGAAUCCCGGAGCUUGCGAGGAUCAGACUAUUGGAGCUGAGGGGAGCUUUGAUGGGAAGUGGUUCUUCGCAAGGGUCGCAAGCCAGAAAGGCCCAGGCCAUGACAGGAGAUGGAGACGUGGGGGUGUUGCUAGACUCUGGAAGAUCUACCCUGUGCGGCCUGUGCAAGUUGGUAGACAUCGGGGCGACCUUCACAUGGUCGCCGAAGGGGGCUGCCUUGAAGCUACCUCCGGAAGUGGGAGAUCAUUGGGCCACAGUGCAGGUGAACUCAGACUCCGAGCCAGUCAUAGCGACUCAGGAGGAGAGUCAAAUCAUCGAAUGGGAUGAGAUGGGAAGGGCAGCUAUGGCUCAGGAAGAGGCGGUGGCUCACAGAGCUGUGGACGCCAAAGAUGGAGAAGAGUUUGCUAAGGCCCUAAUGGGGAAGGAGAACCUCACGUAUGUGGACAUUGCCGAUGUGGUAGCGAGAGCAAGAUUGCCGUGCGCCAGGACUAAUAGAAUGAACAAGAUCCAGAACGCUGGCAAGCAGGUGAACCUAUGGGUGUUUGGGGCAUGGAGUGUUGGCGGUUUGCGAGGAGUAACAUCGAUCACCAAGGAGAGACCCUGGCUCACAAAGAUCUUGACGAAAUUCAUUUCUUCUCAAACGUCGGUGCCAUUCCUAUCAUUUGUCGUGUCGCAGGACGUGGUGUUUAAACCACACCAAGAUCCGAACGACGCUGCCUUUGACAAUGUGGUAAUCGGAUUUUCAGAACACAAAGGAGGAGAAGUGUGGAUCGAGGCAGACGAUGAGUCCAAAUUGAAGCCGGAAGAGAUUGCUUGGAGAAUGGUGAAAGCUGGUGGGGAGCCCCUGGCCGGAACACUUCAGCCUACAAGCGGAGGAAAAGUAGUCAUAUUCAAUGGCCGGAAGUAUCACGGCACAGAGCCGUAUGAAGGAAGUCGGAAAGUUCUUGUGGCUUAUGUUCCUCGAGGCUGGAAAAAUCUUGAUGAGAAGGACCAAGCGGCCCUCGAGGAUUUGGGCUUCAAAGACUAUGAUAUGGGGAUUGAGGUUGAGUUCGGGGAAGAAGAGAGUUUAUGCCAUGCUGCACCAGCGGCGCCCGAGGGAAGACUUGCUUCCGAGGCUUUUGAUGAGGCGCCGGAUCUAGAGCUCCCAGACUCAUCUUUUGUGACGCUCGAGAGGGAGACAGAGGACGAUGAGGCUGCCAGGCGUAAGACUUUUCAGGAACUGGCGGCACAAGGGCUCCGUCAUCCUCAUAGACGGGUCAAACCGGCAGACAUAGCUUUGGGAUCUUUAGCAAUUGAUAUUGCCGGACCUUACAAGGAGAGCUUUGGCGGUUACAAGUAUUUUGUAGUGGGCAUUUUUACUUUCCAAGUUGAGGGUAUGGGCUUGGCUUUUGCAGUUCCCGCUACAAACCGGAAAGUGGAAACAAUAUUGGGGGCUACAGAGAUCAUCCUUGCUCAACUGUCGGCUAUCACGGGGACAAAGGACAGCGUGGUGAGACUACACAGCGACAACGGUCUUGAGCUGGUCACGAGUCGUUUCAAUGAGGCAAUCAACAAGAAAGGAAUUUUUAGAACAACGACGGUGCCAUAUAACCCCUCAUCAAAUGGGAGAGCUGAGAGGCAAGUUCAGGCCCUGAAACGAGGAGCGCUUCAAUUCUUGAUAGAAGGCGGAUUGGAGCGAAGAUUUUGGCCGUUUUGCGUCAUGGAGGCUGCAGCUUGCCAGAGAGAUAUUGCCUUGGGAAUGAGGGUUCCAAAGUUGGUUCCUGGGGACACCGUGGCGAUUAAACUGGAUCAUGUUGAGGCCUUUGAACCGCGAGCGGAGCGAGCAGUGUUUUUGUCCCGGAAUGCUUCUAUGUCGAAAGGGGCGUUUGUGCUGGUGACUCGCAAUGGAAGUCACAGAUUGAUGAGGGUACGGGCGCCUGUGAAGUUGGAAGCCGAUGAUGAGAAGUGGAGGGUAGCUAGCCUGGAUGGAAAGAAGUUCUGGGUGUCAUCCAAGGGAUCUGUUAAAGAAAUGGAUUCCGAGACCAUCGAUGAAUUGCCUACCUUGGAAGAGCGAGCUCACGGACCUGUGGAUGGGGACUUGGUUUUGGGGGCACGCUUAGGCGAAGGAGCCGUGGUGGCAAAAGUGGCGCAAUCUAAUGAGCCGAAGUCAUGCGACAAGUAUCACGUGGAGACCUUUGAGGAGGAGGCUGAUGCAGAAGAACAAGAAAGGAUUUUAAAUGUUUUGGCUAAGCAAAAGGCUGGAGCUGAAACAGUCAGCGCCAAGGUGUUCACAACGGGGACGGAGGAGGCACAGCAUCGUUGGUUCUUAGCUGCUCAGAAGGAGGUGGCUUCGAUGGAGGAGAUGGAAGUAUGGGAUGAGCUCCCGGAAAAUCCUUUGGAGCUGCGUGAGCACUUGGGAUUGAAGCAAACAGACGAAAUCCCCGCGAUCCUGCCGAUGUCUCUGGUGUGUACGGAGAAGCCGGUGCUGAUGCAGCAGGACAAGCAUGUGUUACAACAAGGCGCAGCCAUCGCAGCUGAACAGGCGUCUGCAGCGAUUCUGGAGAGAGUCAGGCUGGUGGUGUGUGGCAACUAUGAAGACACAUCUGGCAUAGAUACAUCUGCUUACGCGUCGUCGAAUGUGGAUGUGAACUGCUUGAGGGUGAUGUAUUCGGAGUUGGCCAAUCAUCAAGAAUGGGAGGGAAUGGGAUUCGAUGUGAGUCAUGCGUUCCUAUACUCGGAUCUUAAAUCCAAAAACACCAUCUUAAUGCGACCUCCGAAGAUUCUUCAAACGCUGGGGCUGAUCAAGCGGGGACGGCUUCUUCGUGCGAAAAAGGGCAUUUACGGACUUAGGUCGAGUCCUGUGUCUUGGGAGUUGGAACGAGACGUCCUGAGUGAAGCCACGUUACCGCCACUAGCAGAAGACGAUUUGCCUGGCUUGAAGGUCCAUGCGGUUUCGGACUAUGCUGGAAUGUGGGUGAUUAGAAGAGAAGACAAUCAGGAGAUUGUGGCGAUUGUCAGCAUGUUUGUAGACGAUGGGCUAGCCUUCGGGCUAAGGGAAGCUCUUCUGCGUUUCGGAGAACUGGUGGCCAAGAAGUGGAAGGUGAAGUGGCAAGGGGGCAAGAAAGUCUUCCUGUACUUCAUGAAGGAGAGCUUAGAGAUGAGCGAGAAGAUCCAAUACACCUCGCGGAAAACUGAGGCACAGAGGGAGUUGGGCAGUUUGCUUUGGCUGGCUACAAAGUCCCGAGGGGACAUAGCAGCAGUGAUAGGGGCCGCAGCCACUUGCUUGACUAGGGCACCCUCGGAGGCUCUCAGAAUUGCUAAAGGGACUUGGCGGUAUUUGCGAAACACUUGCUACAACUUCCAGCGUCUUGACAGGAUAUUCCGACGCCAGUUUUGCUCCGGGAGGGAGCAGAUCGAGAACAGGAAAGAUGGCGAGGCAAACGCAGGCUGA